Messenger RNA from Trichoplusia ni (cabbage looper), 1991 nucleotides. Its product is annotated as probable 4-coumarate--CoA ligase 3. The transcript has 9 exons. Gene Ontology annotation, molecular function: long-chain fatty acid-CoA ligase activity. The record is from RefSeq and is a predicted model, not a curated record. Lineage: Eukaryota; Metazoa; Arthropoda; Insecta; Lepidoptera; Noctuidae. Gene Ontology annotation, biological process: long-chain fatty acid metabolic process; fatty-acyl-CoA biosynthetic process. Bases 237 to 1940 code for a protein of 567 amino acids. Gene Ontology annotation, cellular component: mitochondrion.
ACAUUCAGUCGGUCAGUCACUCUUGCCAAGGCAACAUGUUCGUGAUAAAAUCUUAUCAAUAUAAUUUGUAUCAAACGAAUUGAUAAACAUUCAUAUGAAUGUGUACAAACGAAGAAACGUUCCUGUUUUGUUUUGCAAUUGUUCGUGAUAACAUGUGCUGUGAUUAGACGUAUCUGAGAAGAUAAUAGUGAAUAAAGUAUUUAGAAAAGCCAUCCAUUCCAGUUUCUCCUAAGAAAAUGGCAGCAAAAUCUCUAAUUUCUAAAACCGGCCGAAAACUGUUGGUUACUAGAUGUAUAUCACUUACGUCUUCAAGAGAACAAAGUGCUUGGACACCGGACAAAAUAGUCAAAUCGCCUCAUAAAGAUGUAGAUAUACCCAGUAGAACUGUCCCCGAACAAAUAUGGGAGAAUAUGGAACGAUGGGCUGAUAGAACUGCAAUAGAAUGUGCCAUAACGAAACAGUCUUACACUUACCAUCAAAUGUACAAAUACUCUCGAAAUUUUGCUGCAAAAUUACGGACACAAUUAAAAAUUCGAGAUGGUGAUGUCGUCUGUAUUAUGAUGCCGAAUUGUCCCGAUUUCGCGGUGGCAGCCAUAGGAGCCUUGGAAGCUGGUGCUGAAGUUACUACUGUCAACCCUAUUUACACUCCACACGAAGUACAACGGCAAAUAACACUAUCAGAUCCAAAAGUUGUCAUUGGUGUACCAGAAACGAUUCCAGUUCUCAAGGAAGCCUUAGCAUUAGCUAAAAAGGAUCUUCCAAUCAUUUCUAUCAAAGGACUUGAUGGAGUAUUACCACCAGAAACAAUUUCAUUCCAAGAAUUUGCUUUAGCAGAUAAUGUAGAUCAUAGUGUAUUAAAAGAAGUUCGAAGACAACCUGAGGAUGUAGCAUUUCUUCCGUAUUCUAGUGGAACAACGGGUCUUCCAAAAGGUGUUGAACUGGUUCAUAGGAAUAUUGUUGUUAAUCUUUUACAACAGAACGUUGAUACCAUCAGACAUUACGAUGAGACAACAAAGUCAUCUCAGGAUGUAGCUUUAGCAGUGUUACCGUUCUACCACAUCUAUGGCUUAUCAAUAGUGUUGCUACACAAGUUGUCCGUGGGUUUGAAAGUAGUAACGUUACCCAAAUUCCAGCCAAAUACAUUUACAGAUGCCCUAAAAACACAUAAGACAAAUGUGUUAUGUGCUGCUCCUCCACUUAUACUGUUUCUUGGUUCCCAUCCCGGAAUAACAAAUGAGCAUCUAGCUUUCAUCAAAACAAUCACUUCAGGAGCUGCUCCAUUGCCAAGGAAGGAUGUUGUCAGUGUCCUUGAUAAAGUGAAGCACAAACUGAACUUCCUCCAAGUUUACGGCUUAACUGAAACAGCGCCACUGGCAACUGCGAUGCUACCUGGAUCUGAGAACUACGCUUCAGCAGGUUAUGCCAUCUCGAAUACAGAGUUGAGGAUAGUCGACACAGCUUUGAAUCCUUUGGGACCAAAGGAGGUUGGCGAACUUUUGAUCCGCGGUCCUCAAGUAAUGAAAGGGUAUAGGAAUAAUCCAGAAGCAACCAAAAAGUGUAUGACUGAAGACGGUUGGUUCCAAACUGGUGAUCUCGCAAGCAUCGAUAUCGAUGGAACUGUGACGAUAGCUGAUCGGCUUAAGGAACUUAUUAAGGUGAAAGGCUACCAAGUACCACCAGCAGAACUAGAAAAUGUGCUAAAGGAACAUCCAGAUGUUCUAGACGCUGCUGUAAUCGGUGUACCUGAUGCAAGAAUGGGUGAAGUUCCUAAAGCCUUCAUAGUUCUACGAGACGGACACAGAGCAGACGCUCAUUCUAUCACUAAUUUCGUGUCAAAAAGAGUAGCAGAAUACAAGAGGAUCAAAGACGUCAGAUUUCUAAAAGAGUUACCAAAAAACCCUUCUGGAAAGAUUUUGAGAAGGGUCUUGAAAGAACUUUAAAAUUAUUGUUUAAAGAAAAUUAAAAUAAAAGUAUUUUCUAAAUGUCUAACC